CAAUAGUGUGUGAUGUCACUGGAUUGGUAGCACCUUAAUGAUUGUGCUUGUUACUAACCUGUCAGAGCAGUGUCUGUUCUUGUACAAUUGCUGUUACUGGGCUUCAGGGGCAGCUGGUUUCUGUAAUGAUCCUGUUCAUAUCUGUGUUCACACUUGAGGUUUUUUUCCUGAAAGUCAAGAAGAGAUAGUUUUCCUCUCUUUAAGAUCUGAAGGUACUGUAUGUGCUGACACAAAGGCAGCAGCUCAAGUUGCCAGGGAAAAGUUAAGGACUCUGCUCCACCAGUGUAAGUAGUCGUGCUUUUCUCAGAGAUCACAUCACAUCCUUGUCAUUUUAUUUGUCCCACACAUUCAAUGAUUAUUUUAUCUCAUCCCUCUUACAUUUUGGUUUGAAUUGCUGCCACCUUAACUUCCAUGAGGGAUUGUGUAUGUUAGAAGAGACAAGGUUCCAGGUUUGGGGGAAUCGGGCUGUUCUCUCUUGGUCCUUGCAAGACAGAAUCUUGGUAGAACAAGGAAUAAUUGAGAAGUAGUUUAACAGAAGGCCUGGAGAACAAAAAGUACUUGGGCACUAAAUUGCUAUUGACAGCAGGCCUGUGUGAACAGGGCUGGAUGGGGCUUGUUAAGAGUUGGCAAGAGCGAUGAUGGUGGUAAAUGGUCAAUGUAGUAUUGAAUCCUGCUCUUCCAUAGCCUAAUAUGCAUGCUGCCUUGGGUGCAUAGUAAGUCCUCAUGAUGUCUCACUUCUCUCCUCCCACGUACAUAUUGUUUCUAGCUGUACAAAAUCUUUACUUGAUGUUUAACUUAAAAAUGCUGAAAGUGAUGUGGUUUUCCUGAACUGUUGCAGGGUGCAGAGUCCUUGGAGUGAAGAGACUGUUGGUCGAUACUGCCCUUAAGCAGACAGGAAAUAAGCCAUUCUUCUUGCUUCUCAGGACUUUGAUUCCUACACUGUGCCUUAAACAUGGAAACCGUAGAAAUGAAUAGUGUAUCCUUGAAACGUCCUCACUCUGAGGAUGAUGUGGCUAAUGCAGAUGAAAUUAAAAGACAGAAGAUUUCACAGAAGUCUAAGACAGGGAAUGACUCCGAGCAGAGCAUCAAGACUGUAACAGAGCAGCCAGACAAAUCUCUGCUUGAGGACAUGAAAAAUGAAAUAAUCCCCAAUGAAUUAAGUGAGGAUCAGGAAGAUGAGGAACUAGAAGACAGUGAUGAAGAUGGAGAUCCAGAGAGCUUUGCAGACAUGAUGAAGCAUGGACUGACAGAAAGUGAUGUUGGCAUAACUAAAUUUGUUAGUUCUCAUAAAGGGUUUUCUGGAAUAUUGAAAGAGAGAUACUCUGACUUUGUUGUCCAUGAAAUAGGCAAAGAUGGACGUGUGAGCCAUUUAGAUGACUUUUCUGUUCCAGUGGAUGAUGAGGACCCACCAGAAGAAACAUUUACAAUUUUGUCAGAGGAAGACAAACAGCGUUUAGAAGAGCUCCAGCUUCUUAAGAAUAAGGAAACUAGUGUUGCCAUAGAGGUAAUUGAAGACACCAAAGAAAAAAGAACAGUUAUUCAUCAGGCUGUGAAGUCCUUGUUUCCUGGACUGGAGACUAAAACAGAAGAUCGAGAUGGAAAAAGAUACAUUAUUGCUUAUCAUGCUGCUGGGAAAAAAGCACUGGCAAAUCCAAGAAAACACUCUUGGCCAAAAUCUAGGGGAAGCUACUGCCACUUCAUACUGUACAAGGAGAACAAGGAUACUAUGGAUGCCAUUAAUGUCCUAUCCAAAUUUUUAAGAGUGAAGCCAAACAUAUUUUCCUACAUGGGAACUAAAGAUAAAAGGGCAAUAACAGUUCAAGAGAUUGCUGUUCUUAGAAUCACUGCACAAAGACUUGCUCAUUUGAAUAAAUGCUUGAUGAACUUCAAAUUAGGAAAUUUCAGUUACAAGAACCAUCCACUGAAAUUAGGAGAGCUGCAAGGGAACCACUUCACAGUUGUUCUCAGAAACAUAACAGGAACUGAUGACCAGAUAGAGCAAGCAAUGCACUCUCUCAGGGAAAUUGGAUUCAUUAAUUACUAUGGAAUGCAGAGGUUUGGAACCACAGCUGUUCCUACAUAUCAAAUUGGCAGAGCUAUUCUACAGAACAAUUGGAAUGAAGUAAUGGAUUUGAUAUUAAAACCAAGACCGGGAGCUGAAAAGGGGUACUUAGUAAAAUGCAGAGAAGAAUGGGCCAAGACUAAAGAUCCAGCAGCAGCCCUCAAGAAACUACCCGUAAAAAGGUGCGUGGAAGGACAGCUUCUACGUGGACUCUUAAAGUAUGGAAUGAAGAACAUAAUCUCUGCAUUUGGAAUAAUACCACGAAAUAAUCGUUUAAUGUAUAUUCACAGCUACCAGAGUUAUGUGUGGAAUAAUAUGGUGAGCAAGAGAAUAGAAGAGUAUGGGCUUAGAGCUGUACCAGGAGAUCUCAUACUUAAAGGAGCUACAGCUGUUCAUAUUAAAGAAGGAGAUGUAGAUAACUACACUAUUCAUGACAUUGUGAUGCCAUUGCCUGGAUUCGAUGUCAUUUAUCCCAAGCAUAAAAUUGGUGAGACCUAUAAGGAAAUGCUAGCAGCUGACAGUCUUGAUAUCAAUAACAUGAGGCAUAAAAUUAGAGAUUAUUCACUUUCUGGAGCAUACAGAAAGAUUAUCAUUCGACCUCAGAAUGUCAACUGGGAGGUUGUUGCAUAUGAUGAUCCCAGAAUCCCAUUAUUUAUUACGGAUUUGGAUAAGCUGGAAGGAAAACCAUUACCGGUUCCUCCUACAGAUGGUAAAUUCAGGGCACUAAAGAUGGAGUUCUCCCUUCCCCCAUCAACUUAUGCUACCAUGGCCAUUCGAGAAGUGUUGAAAAUGGACACAAGCAUAAAAAACCAGACACAACUGAACACUACCUGGCUACGCUAACUGAACUGCAAAAAUGACUUAAACGUAUAAAAAGUGUUUUCCUAUUUACAUGUUCUGUAUAAAUCUUUAGAGAUUGGUAGUACGAGAUUUGUAUUUUUAAAAGUUUUUAUUGGUGCCAGCAUUUACCUUCAGUAGUCAUUUGCAAGGUGGUGGUUGUUAAUAUAAUAUAGGUCUUAGUAACUGGUGCUUUUUAAUGAGUAAGUUGCUUGAGCUGUAACGUGGGUGCAGUAUAAGACAUGAGCUUGCUGUAUUUUUAGACCUGGAAGAAUGUUUAGCUUGGCUUUAUUUUGUUUGCCAGAAACAAACAAGCACUGGGUAUUCUCAUGAGUUCAGCACACCGUUAAAUCUCUUCAAAUACACGAAAUUACACCUUUAAAACGUUAAAGUGAAACUGAGAUACUGCUGAAGAUUUACAUGCCAGGAGUUUUUGCUGGUACCAUUUGAGCUGAUACGGUAGAAGAUUCAGUUUAAAAUCAAGGCUUUUUAUGUGCUGUAAAGAAGUACAGCUGGUUUUAAUUAAGUGGUCUUUUCAUUGAGAAAUACUUGUGCUUUGCUAAUGGCUGUACCAAAGAACGAGUACUGAAAACAAAUUAAAC
Molecule: messenger RNA, 3501 nt
Organism: Dryobates pubescens (Downy woodpecker)
Lineage: Eukaryota; Metazoa; Chordata; Aves; Piciformes; Picidae
Gene: PUS7
Product: pseudouridine synthase 7
Exons: 15
Coding region: 953-2905 (650 amino acids)
Biological process (GO): pseudouridine synthesis
Cellular component (GO): nucleus
Molecular function (GO): RNA binding; pseudouridine synthase activity
Source: RefSeq, a predicted model, not a curated record